This is a messenger RNA of Lizanozyma spartinae, 952 nucleotides long. RefSeq lists its product as uncharacterized. The annotation marks the transcript as partial. NCBI's taxonomy places the organism in Eukaryota, Fungi, Ascomycota, Pichiomycetes, Serinales, Debaryomycetaceae. The record is from RefSeq and is a predicted model, not a curated record. The transcript is spliced from 2 exons.
AUGCUAGGAGGAAGUAAGGGCUACCUUCUUUUUUUAGCGGCUUCUUCUGCGUUAGCAGAGACGUUGCCAGCAUGGUCGUUCUCCAAUUCUUCUAGCUACAAUCCAUCGUCAAGUGUGGAAAUAGCACCACUGUCGUUCCAUUAUUAUAAUUCUUCGUAUAUGCCCUCACAGGAACCUACAUCGGAAAACACGACACCUAUUGAGUCUUUUACACUGGAGGAAAAUACCACUACUGAGAAAGAACUGAUAACCACAGAUAUUGUCUCAUCAGUAUCUAACCCUGAAACAUCUAAUACCGAACCUGGUACUUCUAUUGAAGCUGGCACUUCAACAGAAAUGGAAACAGAUACUGGUACUAUUUCUGAAGAGACGUCCACUCCACUUGUUACAAACCCUGAAGAAUCAUCUACUGAAAGCUCCUCUUCUUCAACAUCUUCCUUGCCUUUAGAAUUCCAAGGUAAAAGAGAUGACUCUCAAGCCGGCUUUGUUUUAACUGUUCCAGGUUGGUUAACUCCAUUCAUAGCCAACAUUGAAACAUUUGGUUUUGUAUACUCGGAAGUUCUCAUUUACAUUGAAGGAAUAACUCCUAUUCCUUCUACAUGGUAUUCAGUGUUUGCUGUUGAUAACAUCACUACCUUCUCUUUCUUAUACGCAAACUUAGCUGACGAUGAGAUGGUAAAGAUGAUGUUUGUGUAUCCAACAACCGAGUUUGGUUUCUUUGUCUCAAGAUUGGUUCUUGUCUUAAACGAUAGACUGUCAUUACCCCUUAAGAGGAGAGAAGAGUUAGGGUUGAAGAAGCGUGAUUUUGUUACCGUGACAAUGGAUGCAACUGCUACCGUUAGUGAUGUCUUUUCUUCAACUUCAGAUACUCUUGAUUUCCCAACUGAUGUUCCAGCUGUUCAGAUUCCAAGUUUCAGCGCCACCCCAACCUCAGGUGCUAUUUCAGAAGCUA